This is a messenger RNA of Darwinula stevensoni, 711 nucleotides long. The record is from the annotation of a GenBank genome assembly. Lineage: Eukaryota; Metazoa; Arthropoda; Ostracoda; Podocopida; Darwinulidae.
AUGGGCAAUUCUUCGUUGGUGUCGGGAUCUCUGUCUGUACCUGGGGACAGCAUGGUUUCGACCACUGGGGAUCACAUGGAUGACUCCAGUUCGAAUGCCUUCGAGCAGAGGCUCCAAUCCCUUCAGAAGCAGCUGGAGAUCGAGCUCAAGGUGAAAGCAGGAGCCGAGAACCUCAUAGCAAUGUACAGCACCGGCCCUACGAAGGACAGGAAGCUACUGGCGGAAGCCCAGCAGAUGCACUCGGACUCGAAAGCAAAAAUCGAGUACCUUCGCAUGCGGAUCAACAAGGCUCGCCAGAAUAGAGAGGAAGAAGAAUCUACAGAUCACAAAACCAAAGAAACAGAAGUGUGUUUCAUCCCGCUGGCAGAUAAAAGUUGGGACCUGUGCCUGUUGACGCCUGUGGAGGUGAGGAUAGAAGAGCUGAGGCAUCACCUGAGAAUCGAAUCCGCCGUCGUCGACGGAGCCCGCAAUGCCGUCCGCCUCCUUCAGGGCCAGAAGGCUCCCGACAAGAAGAUGCUCCAAGAGAAAGCAGCUCAUAAACGUGGACUGAAGUUCAUGAGACAGUGCCAUGUGAAUGAUGGAUGGAUCUCACCUCUUUUCCGCACUCCCACUCCCUGUAUAAUGCACACACCAGCCCUGGCCGUGUGUAGUUAUUACGAGAGACCUCGUGAAAGUCGUAAUGACGUCUCAGAAGCAUUCCACGACCCUUGA